UUUUCUUUUAUGUUGGUGCGGUCGAGUACUUGAGUUAAAACCCGGCCCAAAGAACGAAAGUGUUGCGGUGAAGUUGAUUGAUUAAUUAAUCUCACAAACUGAAACCUUAUUAUUUCAUUCAUUCCCCCGCCAUCACUCUCAACUCACCACUCUAUUCUCGUUGUGAAAUUAUCAUUAUGGCAACCGGUGGCCCUGGACUCGAGUCUCUUGUAGAUCAGCAAAUUUCGGUCAUUACAAAUGAUGGACGAAACAUAGUGGGAGUUCUAAAAGGUUUUGACCAGGCAACAAAUAUAAUUCUUGAUGAAUCCCAUGAACGAGUUUUUUCUACCAGGGAAGGUGUUCAGCAGCUUGUUCUGGGUUUAUACAUCAUUAGGGGUGACAACAUAAGCGUUGUUGGUGAAUUGGAUGAGGAACUAGAUUCUAGCCUAGACUUGUCCCAGCUUAGAGCUCAUCCCUUAAAGCCUGUCAUUCACUGAAGUAAAACAAUGUUAGAGGUGUUAGGAGAUGCUUGCUUUCUUGGUGGAAAGGAUUGGAACAUUAUUAGUACACCUCAUACGGCAUUAAGCAAUGAAUGAACUAUGAGUAUAUGCUGAUAACAUAAUAUGCUAAAUAAGUACAUAUCUUGAUUAUGUUUUUGGUGUUGGCAUGUGAAUCAUGGUUUUCUGCAUGUUGGAUUAUGCAAUGCAACAAACUCCUGACUAUCUUAUCUGAAGAAACUUAUUUUUUAUUCAUUU
Messenger RNA from Medicago truncatula (barrel medic), 734 nucleotides. RefSeq names its product sm-like protein LSM8. The record is from RefSeq and is a predicted model, not a curated record. Gene Ontology annotation, biological process: mRNA splicing, via spliceosome. The transcript has 6 exons. Lineage: Eukaryota; Viridiplantae; Streptophyta; Magnoliopsida; Fabales; Fabaceae. Gene Ontology annotation, molecular function: mRNA binding. Bases 177 to 476 code for a protein of 99 amino acids. Gene Ontology annotation, cellular component: precatalytic spliceosome; U4/U6 x U5 tri-snRNP complex; U6 snRNP.